Molecule: messenger RNA, 1719 nt
Organism: Pedinophyceae sp. YPF-701
Lineage: Eukaryota; Viridiplantae; Chlorophyta; Pedinophyceae
Source: the annotation of a GenBank genome assembly
AUGCUGGACCAUCUCUUCAAGGAUUACCAGGACCCUAGGCUCGCCAAGACCGUCGCUGUGGCGUCGGCGGUGGCGACGGGAGGCGCCCUCGCGUACUAUUUCCGCGCGAGCGUCGUCAAUGCGGCGGAGUGGGUGCUCAUCAGGGCCCAGAGCUACGGAGGAUGGCCGGCGCCGAGCGCGUACCUGCAGAAGGGGUUCGAGCCGGUGACGGAGGAGAUCUUCGCGCAGGAGCUCGGGUGUAAGACGGGCAACCUGCCCAGCGACAUGCAGGGCUGCUUCCUCCGCAACGGCCCGAACCCGCAGUUCCGCCCCACGGGCCGCUACCACUGGUUCGACGGCGACGGCAUGCUGCACGCGGUGCGCGUCAAGGACGGCCGCGCGAGCUACUGCAACCACUUCGUGCGCACGUCACGCCUCCUCCAAGAGCAGGCCGCGGGCCGCCCCGUAUUCCUCAAGUUCGGGGACCUCCGCGGCGUCCUCGCGCUCGGCCACAUCUUCGUCGCGUACCUCCGCAAGGCGCUCGGCGUAGCGACGGACAAGGACGGCGGCGGCACCGCCAACACAGCGCUUCUGUGUCACGCACAGCGCCUCCUCGCGCUCCACGAGGGCGACCUGCCGUACCACCUCCGCGUCGCGUGCGACGGCGUCCUGGACACAGUCGGGCGGCUGCAGGUGCGCGGCGCGUGCGGGAAGUGGGAGCUGGCCUUCACCGCGCACCCCAAGGUCGACCCCGUGACGGGGGAGUGCCACUUCUUCGGGUACCGCGUGGACAAGGCGCCGUUCUGCGUGUACGGCGCGAUGGACGCCAAGGGCCAGCUCAUGUUCCAGGCGCCGGUCGACAUUCCGCGCGGCAUCAUGAUGCACGACUUCGCCAUCACCGAGCACUACGCGAUAUUCCUGGACGUGCCGCUGGAGUUCGAGCCGAGGGCGAUGGUCGCGGGCGGGCUGCCGUUCGAGUUCGUGGACCGCCCCACGCGGAUCGGGGUCGUGCGGCGCGGGCCGUACGCGGGCGGGAGCGCGCCGGAGGUCACGUGGUUCGAGUGCCCGCGGUUCAUGUGCUUCCACGUAGCGAACGCGUGGGAGGAGGGCGGACACAUCCGGCUGUUCCUGUGCAAGUUCGACAAGUUCACGCUCGACCUGGACCAGUACCAGGUGCUGCGGAAGACGUGUCCCGAGGAGCUCCCCACGCUGGCCGAGGUGCGGCUUGACCUGAAGCAGCUGGGCAAGCCGAACGCGAAGGCGCACCUCCCCGUGCCGCUGCACUCGGCCAAGUACGCCACGGACUUCCCCCGCAUCCACGAGGGCCUCGUCGGCCGCCGGAGCAGGUACUGCUACGCCGGGUGCAUGGCCAUCGGGAGCUCGGAGCCGUUCUUCACCGGCAUCAUGAAGGUGGACCUGACGCAGCCCGGGGGCCCUGCGCCGAGCAGCGACCCUGACAGGCACGUGGUCGCGACCACGACGUACGGCGGACGCAAGUACGGCGGCGAGCCGGUGUUCGUCCCGCGGAAGCCCGGCGCGGCGCCGAGCGGCGGCAACGAGGACGACGGCUGGGUGGUGACGUACGUGACGGACGAGGACACGCGACGUUCGACGAUGAAUGUGUACAGCGCCAAGGACCUGUCCGCGGUGUGCAGCGUGGCGCUGCCGGCGCGCGUGCCGUACGGGUUCCACGGGAUGUGGAUGACGGAGGAUCAGCUGCAGUCGCAGCUCGCGGCGUGA